Molecule: messenger RNA, 1873 nt
Organism: Hypoxylon fragiforme
Lineage: Eukaryota; Fungi; Ascomycota; Sordariomycetes; Xylariales; Hypoxylaceae
Exons: 3
Coding region: 338-1180 (280 amino acids)
Molecular function (GO): protein binding
Source: RefSeq, a predicted model, not a curated record
GUGCACUGCUGCAUUGUAAGCGAAAGCUUCAAUGUUCCCAUCUCGAAUUUAAACUUGGAACAUUCCUACAUAGUAGCACUACGAUCUACAUACAUUUGCGCCAUUCUCUAUUGCCACGCAAGUUUCCAACAUUCCCUUCUCACAAUCUCUCUUUUUUUUUUUCUUGCGCCUUCUAAUUGUCAUCUGAUCGCAUACCUUCAUUCAGAACACCGUUUCUGUCCGAUUAGCUACAGCAACGAUUCACCUUCGUUACAGCUUCAUUAAGCAGGCCCAGCUCUUGGCUACCUAGUAGUACCUAGUACAUACUAAGCGCCAACCCAAACAUUCAUUCGUUAUCAUGUCAGAAGAAAUCGCAGCGUCCGUUGAAGAGCUGCGUUCUAACACCGGCGCCGAUGUCGAGAUGGCGGAAGGUGGUGAGGCCGAGGGAAGUACUGCUGGAAACGAAGGUGGCGAUUUGCCAUUUGCUGAGGGUGGUGAUGUUGCUCCACGCAUAAGUUAUGUUACCUAUUUAACAAGCCCGAUCGUGACCUUGGUCGUCGGCAGUGGUGAGUCGGAAACUAUACUCACUGCCCAUCAAGCCCUUCUUGCCCAGAGCCCGUUCUUCGCCGAUGCUUGCGCCGCCUUCACUGAUGAUGGAAGCCCACGACAAAUCGACCUAUCAUCUGAAGAAAUAGAUCCAAUCGGCUGCUUCCUUGAAUUCCUCUACACGGGCGACUAUUUCCCCAAGAAACUACCUGGCCAGCGAAUACUAGAACCCGAUCUGACCUUACCCGCCGUCGACGAGUCCGGAGAGCAGCUUCUCAAGCAUGCACGAGUCUAUACCAUAGCCGAGAAGUUUGGGAUAGAGAAGCUGAAGAGCCUCGCGAGCAGCAAGAUACACUGCGUCAAUUCGACUGCCAAGGGCGAAAUCACAUACGCCCGCUACAUCUACCAAUACACCAACGCAGACGAUAUAAACGUCCGCGCUCCUGUGGCCAACUUCUGGGCCACCCGCAGUCAUACCCUGCGCGCAGAGGCGGAGGCCGAGUUCCGCUCAUUGUGCUUGGAAUUUCCUCAGUUCGGAUACGAUGUGCUCACUCGUGUGUUGGACGAGAAGCUCAAGCGAGAGCGUAACGAGAAAUUGCAUCCGGCGCAAGGUAGUGGCCGUAAGCGGCCUCGUUUUAGCAACGUAGCCGUAUAAUGCGAUACUCGCUCAUGAUUCUUAUUCGCCAUCAUUCCCUCCGGCCAAGACAGCACCCAGUAUAUUGCUUGCCUAUCCCAGGUAUAUUUAGAAGUCAUAGUUGCUUCUGGGGCCCGACUAAAUCAUACCUGCCGACCCACCGCCGUUGUACUAUAAUCAUCAUCACUACCCGCCAUUUGGGGGGUUAGGGAUUGAAUAUUGGGCUUUGCAGUCUGCGACACAUAUCCUCAGGUACCUGAAAAUGGCGCCUCGAACAGGAUACCACCUUUGGGAACUACGUAAGGUAUGUAGAUGGAAAGGGGUACAUAGGUGUGCUCUGUAUUAUAGUGAACACAAAAGUUCUUUCAACAGGGACGAAUCAAUCUAUGCAUCCCAGUGAUAAAAAUCGAGAGGAAUCAUUACAAGAGCAAGAAUAGUUUCUCGAGUUGGAAUACUUGCAAUGUUUCUAGAAUGAUUCUCGCGAGUAAGGGCUUCCCGCUACGGUAGUAGUAAUAGCCCCGGGUUCACUUUUAGCAAGCGCCUACUUACCUACCUUGGUAGGUCGAUACUGAAAGGGGCUAAUAAGACCUGGAGGGCUACGAAGCUGGGCAUAUGAAAAUCCCAUCGAUGGGAUGUAUAGAUGUCAGGGGUGGUGCAGUAUAUCAUGAUGCGGCAACUAUACCUGCAUAGGUAGGUAGGUAGGUACACAUAGGU